GUAUUAGUUGGAUAUGUCUACUUCCACCCCUACAAAACCCCCAAAAGAUCUCGAGAUUUCGCCAUGAAAAUCCCUCCCCGAGCUCCCAAUUCCUCCAGCUUUUCUGCAACUCCAUCGAAUUCCUGAAUCGAAUCCGAACUCAGUGAGGUCUCUGCUGGAAAAAUCCGUCCACGAUUCGACCCCAAGUCUCGAAUUCGUGAGCCGAGGGGGAGGUGGCGGGAAAUGGACUCGUCGGAGACGUAGGGUAUUGGAUUCUCUCUUUGUUGUGCUUUGGAGCAAAGUUUAGAUUUUUUUUUUGGUUUAAUUGAGGUGUUGGGAGGGCCAUGGCGAUGGAUUUGGGGUCGGUGCUGAUCAAAAUGGGGAUUCUCUCGGCGUCUGAUCACAUGUCGGUGGUGUCGAUCAAUCUGUUCGUGGCUCUGCUCUGUGCUUGUAUUGUGAUCGGCCACUUGCUGGAGGAGAAUCGGUGGAUGAACGAGUCCAUUACCGCGCUUCUCAUCGGGUUGUGCACUGGAGUGGUUAUUCUUCUCACCACCAAAGGAAGGAGUUCGCAUCUUCUAGUCUUCAGUGAAGACCUAUUCUUCAUAUACUUGCUUCCGCCAAUUAUUUUCAAUGCUGGGUUUCAAGUAAAAAAGAAACAGUUCUUCCGCAACUUCAUGACAAUUAUUCUGUUUGGUGCAGUUGGAACAUUGAUCUCCUUUAUUAUUAUUUCACUUGGUGCCAUAGGAAUAAUUGAAAAAAUGGGUCUAGGUUCUCUGGAAAUUGGAGAUUAUCUUGCAAUUGGGGCAAUCUUUUCUGCGACAGAUUCUGUUUGCACCUUGCAGGUGCUUAGUCAGGACGAGACACCUUUACUUUAUAGCCUGGUUUUUGGCGAAGGUGUUGUCAAUGAUGCCACAUCAAUAGUGCUUUUCAAUGCAAUCCAGAACUUUGAUCUAGGACAUAUUGAUGCUGUUACCAUUCUGAAGUUUGUUGCAGACUUCUUUUAUCUAUUCUUCACCAGCACCUUUCUAGGAGCAUUUGCUGGAUUGCUUAGUGCUUAUGUCAUCAAAAAGUUGUAUUUUGGCAGACAUUCCACUGAUCGUGAAGUUGCACUUAUGAUACUCAUGGCUUACCUUUCCUAUAUGCUGGCAGAAUUGUCAAAUUUAAGUGGUAUUCUAACAGUGUUCUUCUGCGGGAUAGUAAUGUCACACUAUACUUGGCAUAAUGUUACAGAAAGCUCUAGAGUUACCACUAAGCAUGCCUUUGCAACACUGUCAUUUAUUGCUGAGACUUUUCUCUUUCUUUAUGUUGGCAUGGAUGCACUGGACAUUGAAAAGUGGAAAUUUGUCAGUAACAGCCCUCGGAAGUCAAUUGGUGUGAGCUCUAUUCUGUUAGGCAUGGUAUUGAUUGGAAGAGCUGCUUUCGUGUUCCCACUAUCUUUUCUUUCCAACUUAACUAAGAAGCAUCCAAAUGAAAAAAUCACAUUUAGGCAGCAAGUCAUAGUCUGGUGGGCAGGUCUAAUGAGAGGAGCAGUAUCAAUUGCACUUGCAUAUAAUCAGUUUGCUAGGACUGGUCACACCCAAAUGCGCGGCAAUGCUUUCAUGAUCACCAGUACUAUCACUGUUGUUCUCUUCAGCACAAUGGUGUUUGGGUUGAUGACAAAGCCUCUGAUUAGGUUACUUCUGCCUCCAAGCAUAAGGCAACUCUCCAGGGAUCUUAGCAUGUCAUCUGAACCUCCAAGUCCUAAAUAUCUCCACUCUCCCUUGCUUGGUAAUGGGCAGGGAUCUGAGGUGGAAGCAGGGCAAAACAUCCCACGCCCAACAAGCCUGCGUAUGCUUCUAACUGCACCAAGUCGUUCAGUUCACCAUUACUGGCGUAAGUUUGAUGACGCUUUCAUGCGCCCAGUGUUCGGUGGGCGCGGUUUUGCUCCAUAUGUUCCUGGUUCACCAACUGAAAGAAGCGUCCAUGCAUGGCAAUGAACCAAAAGGACAGGGACAGAGAGAACCAAAUCAAAGUUCUCUUGGUUAUGUAUGUAUUCAGUGCUUCAUGGGUGAAAGCAGUCAUCUCGUGGUGUUAUGGAACUUUAUGAGGUUUUGGCUUGGCAUGUCUGAGUGUUGUAUUAAUUUUGGGUCCUAUACUUCUGUUUUUCUUCCUUGGUUCUGUAUAGUUUCACGACUAGUGAUGCAGGUCUGGGAGGCUCACAUGAGGAACAACAAUCGCAAAGUUCAUCGUAUUGAUGACUGUAUGCUCAUGUAUGUGAUAGUAAGCUGUGUUUAAGUUUAUAUUCCUGAAUAUUUGAUGAUUCAUGAGGGAGGGUUUGGUCUCUUAUAUCUGUAGUUUUGUGUUCCAUGAGAUUAUGUUAAGGUAUUUAGUCAUGUAAAAGCUGUGGUUGCUCUCAUUGUAUAGAUUAUGCCCAUUUGAAA
This is a messenger RNA of Phoenix dactylifera (date palm), 2399 nucleotides long. RefSeq names its product sodium/hydrogen exchanger 1. Gene Ontology annotation, biological process: proton transmembrane transport; sodium ion import across plasma membrane; regulation of intracellular pH. Gene Ontology annotation, cellular component: plasma membrane. NCBI's taxonomy places the organism in Eukaryota, Viridiplantae, Streptophyta, Magnoliopsida, Arecales, Arecaceae. The record is from RefSeq and is a predicted model, not a curated record. Gene Ontology annotation, molecular function: potassium:proton antiporter activity; sodium:proton antiporter activity.